CUGAACAUUUAUUUUUUAAGACAAAGAUGUAGGUAAUGUGGGAGGGACACAUUCAAGAGAACUUCUAUUUCUAAACUUUGGCCUUGAUCAAAUGUAAUCUUAACCUGAGCUAAAUACUGUAUUUUUGUUUACUGCAUAUUCACAUCUCUUUUCCGCAAGUAGCCACAAAUGUCGGACCGCCUAGAGAAACCAGUCGAAGACCCCUGCAAAGUGCAUUGAUAGAUGAAUCACAGUCUCUAUGCAAAAUGGAUCGUCAAGGGAACCCAAAGGAAACUGCUCUUCUUUUGAACUAGCAGCUCUCGAUCAAACAAAAAUAACACACACGUUGCCAAUCUCAGCAGCAAAAAGAAAUUUCCCUCCAUGUCUUCAAUUAUUCUUGGAUUUCGACAGCGAGGAGUUACUCACAGUUCUUCACACAGCUUGCUUUACUUCAUUUCAUGUCCUAAAAUACAGCUGGAGCGCUAACAUGCAGUAUUACCACAGGGUUAUGGGAACGUGUCCAGAUGACAUGAACUACCCAUUAUGUAAGAGUACUUUGUGAGCAGUUCGGCCUUCACUAACAAGUGCUGUUUAUGGCCUCUGGUAGACAUAUGAGUUUCUGUAGCUGAUUAUAGACUGCUGUGGAGAGUGACUGAUACAUUAAUAACAUACAAAACUUGCCAUCUUCCAGAAAAAAAGCCGAUAGGAUUUAGAUUUAUAUUUCAUGUGCAUUAUUAAAGUCAUGAGAUUGAUAGUUUGAGGGACAGCCCACAGACGUGUUAAGUGCUCAUCACCUGUUAUCAUCCGUCAUAAACUCAUCCUACUGUCAAAUAAUCCUGCACUGUACUGCUGACUAGUGGACACUUUUAUGAGAAUGAAACGUAUGUGAGAGAAGAAAGAGUAACGAUGGAAAACGCUUUUGGUAAAUAGGAUAAUGAAUGAUUACUAGAGUUAAUUAACUAAUGCUCUAAAAUAGAGAGGAUAGGUAAACAUAGCAUGUUAUCAUCCGAGAGCUUGUCUGCUAAAAUAAGGCUUUCAUGCGUUGAGGGUUGAUUUAUUUCUACUGCCCGAGGCUAAGUUUAAUCAAAUAUGGCAUUUACAGCCAGUACAAAAUAGGAAUUUGUUUUGGGGUAUCACUUUUUCCACAUUUGGAAAAAGUGAUAUCCUGAGAAAGGCGGUCAUUUGCCUCCCCCUCCUGGUGAACGCUGUAAUAGUGCUUACAUUACAUCAUAGUCUGAAGAGAAUUAAAAAUAAUGGGUUAAAGUCUCUAUUAAGCCCUGUGACGUAGAUGUGGAAAGCGAGACCUCAGUUGCAUUAAAAUUAAUAAUUUGCAAUUUUGACGGAUUUUUUUUUUUUUUUGGAGAACUGCUUAGUUGUUAAAUGUAAUUAUAAUAUUAGAACGUUCAAAAUUCCACAUAGGCUACACAUUUUAAUUGAAUCACUUUGUAAACAGAAAUAAAAUACACGCAUUAGAUGAUCAAGUACAGAAAUUAAUAAUAACAAAACUUAAUAUUUACAGGGAUACGACGUCAUGUUAACUUCAGCAAAAAUCCAGAUAAUAACUAGUUCAAAAUGUGCAAAUCCAUAUGAAAUAGGCUUUUUUUUUUUUUAAUCGAAAAGAAGACUACGUCGUAACGAUAUGAAUAUCCUCUUUUCUCUUUUCCAGUCUUUUCUCAUUAUAAUGUUGGGAAGAUUCUCAUUUUAUGCGUCCGCUGUACGCUACAUUGUUUUCGUCAUAAGCGAGCGGCGUUACGUCGAGCCGCAUCAAACGCUUUCAUUCAGGCAGGGGCUUUAUGAUGCAGAAAUACCAAAAUGAUUGGCCUGAUAUCAAAAUGAGUGAUCAUAAAUAAUAACGCGAGAGUUUGCAAGUUGCCUGCCGACUGUAGUCACAACUGUCAAAGGCAGCAGCGGAUACGCGCGUGACCCAGCACCCAUACUGUUACUGUACACGGUCGCGGAGAUAAUAUCCCUAUCAAACAAAUACACGGCAUAAUCCCGAGGUAAGGACCGGAAUCGAGGGGCUGCGGCGAAACCGCGAGACGCUGUGCCUUCCCCUCCGCUUUCCGUCGCGUUCACUUCUUCCACCCUCGAUUACUGCACUAAACAUAUCCCUGUGCCUCCUUUAGCAACAGCGCGAAGGGGCUUUUUUUUACUCCUCCUUCGUAUUAAAGUCGCCAUUUUGCUUCACUGCCUAUGAAAGCUUCUUGUAUUUUCAUAUUUUUGGCGGUGUUUCUGCGUUUUUGUGCGCGUGCUUUUGAGUUGGAUUUUAAUGAGAGAGCUCGUGGAUUACAUAUUAAUGAAGAGGGGCGCCGAGUGCAGUCUGGAAACACGGUGAAAGUGUUCGGCUUGUGGGCAUUUGCAUCAGCUUGCUCUUUUUUUCUUCCUCCUCCUUCUUCUUCAUCAUCUUCCUCCGCGGAUACGCACAGCGGGGGCCGUGAGUGUGGCUACCGACCGUGACGCCCGUCUGUCCGCGACCCCCCGCGCGUCAGGUGCGUUUGCCAUGUAAAGUCAAGCGGCGCGACGCGAGAGUAAAGGCUACAGCCUGACCCCACGUGGGUGACCCGCUCACCCGCUCACCCGCCAGUGUUGGGUGGCUUUCCAGGCAUGGACACCUCCAGCGGUGCCCGGGUGGUGAAGCCUUCAUCUGGCUUGUCAAAGGGGCGCACUGCCAAACAGGCCCACCCCGCAGAGAUGGCCCGAAUGGGCAGCACUGAAAACGACAAUCACGGUUCCUCCUAUAAUGAGAAAUCAGAGGGUAAGAAGAAAGGACGCCCUCGCGUGGAGGUGCAGGAGCUGCGCAUUAUUCCCGCCCAUAUGAUGGUUCAGUGGAAAGAGGAGUUUAAGAGUCGUUCCAGGGUGAAAUGUCCAUGCUCAGGCUGCUGGUUGGAAUUCCCCAGUAUUUACGGACUUAAAUAUCACUAUCAGCGAUGCCAAGGGGCGACCAUAGCAGAGAAGCUGAGUCACAGAUGCCCGUACUGUGAGGCUGUGUUUGCCACCAAGGUGCGUCUUCAGAAGCACAAGCUGUGGAAUCACCCAGAAAGGGUCACCAUGGAGACUAAGUCCGGGGUCACCUUGGAUGCCAAAUCCGAUCCCAAGCCCGAACCCAAACAGCAUAAAAGCCCUGUGAAGCGAAAUGCCAAAAAAAGGCCCGUGGAGAACAGCCCUCCAUCACCCGUAUUUUUCAAGGUGAAGAAGACCCAGGAGGUGUCUCGGCCCUCACAGAAUGGGGAGUGCGCCCCCCAAAGGCCGGACAGGAAACAGCAGCAGGGGACGUCCGUAGACACUGGGGGCAGUGAGAGUGAGGGAGGCAGUCUACCCCCACCCUUCCCUGAGGAGGACCCUGAGAGAAUGAAGCACAGGAGGAAGCAGAAAACUCCAAAGAAGUUCACCGGGGAGCAGCCGUCUAUUUCAGGAACAUUUGGUUUGAAAGGAAUGAAUAAGGUGGAGGAGAAGUUGAAAGCAGGUCGGAUGAAGAGGGCGGAAGGGGCUCUGUUCGCUGAGGAGUCCCAGAGGAAGCAGUCGGUUCAUGCUCCCAGCAGAAAAGAGGCUGCUGUUAUUAGUUCAGUUCCCCCUGCUGAAGCCCAGUGGCAGAACACCAUCUCUGAGAGAGGAGAAGUGGUCUGUCCCACCUGCUCUGUCGUCACUCGCAAGACCGUCCAUGGACUUAAGAAGCACAUGGAGAUCUGUCAGAAGCUGCGGGACGCUCUCAAAUGUCAGCAGUGUCAGAAACAGUUCCGAUCAAAAGCUGGACUCAAUUACCACAGCAUGGCUGACCACAUUAAGCCCUCGGCGAGUGAAAAUGUGUCUGAAGAGGAGCAGGAGGAGAGAGAGAGGCUACGCUGCGUCCUCAAACAGAUGGGCCGAAUCAAAUGUCCCAGUGAGGGCUGUUCAGCUCAUUUCUCCAGUCUGAUGGGUUAUCAGUAUCAUCAGAAACGCUGUGGCAGAGAGCUGCCAGACAAACAGAAGCCUGUCUUCCUGUGCCAGCACUGUGGUAAGACCUAUCGCUCAAAAGCUGGCCGUGACUACCACCUUCGCACCGAGCACCCCGUCACCACCCUGUCCACACACUCGCUCACAGCUGAGGACUGGAAACAGGAAGACAGUAAAGAUGAGGAGGAUGUGCUGGAGGAUGAAGAAGAGGACGAAGAAGAGGAGGAGGAGGACGACGACGACGAGGAAGAGGAAGAACCUGUGCAAAUAAAGGGCAGAGAGAAGGCAAAGGAGAGAGUAGACGUGCCGGUGGAGAAGAUGGAGGAGAGGAAGGAGGAGAAAACAGUGGUGGAGCAGCUGCUGGAUUUGGAGAGGACGCCCAGCGGCAGGGUGCGCCGGCGCUCGGCUCAGGUGGCGGUGUUCCACCUGCAGGAGAUCGCAGAGGACGAGCUGGCCAAAGACUGGGGCACCAAACGACGCAUCAAAGACGACCUCGUACCAGAUAUCAAGAGGCUCAACUAUACACGACCAGGUCUCCCCAACUUUAGCCCUGAAACUGUGAAUAGCUGGAAGAACGAGGUGAAGGAAAAAGGAUUUAUCUGCUGCCCCAAUUGUAACUGCGAGGCUAUCUACUCAAGUGUAUCUGGACUUAAAGCGCACUUGGCAAGCUGUAACAAGGGAGGGGGCGACGUAGGGAAGUACACUUGUUUGCUCUGUCAGAAGGAGUUUAACUCUGAGAGCGGCGUGAAGUACCAUAUCAGCAAGACACACUCACAGAACUGGUUUCGGACGUCUACCAACGAAGUAACCAACAACAAGAAAAAAGAGCCAGAAAGCAAUGGCUUACAGAAGGACAUGAAAAACGUAGUGCCUGGGAAGAGGAGGGGACGAAAGCCCAAAGAGCACCACCUGGUGACAGCCCCCUUUCCAGCAGAGACUCAGAGCUACUGCCCAGCUCCAGCUCCGCUUCCACCCCAGACCGUAAGCCUAGCCCCAGAAACCCAAACCCCCGUGCCCAACCCUAUCAUCAACACCCCAUCCACACCCUCUGCCCCAGUGGACAGUGGGAAUCCAGCCCAAGCCAGAGACACACAGCCCCCUAUAAAGAAACGAGGCAAAACUAAGAAAGCGCAGACCGCUGAGUAACACGGCUUUCAAUCCGUCAGCACCAGAAGGGAUGCUUUCCGAACUACUCUGGAUAAAACUUUAGUUAAUUCGGUCACAGAAUUGAAGGAUGGCACAGAAGAAUGAGCCCGGAAAGAUGAACGGCAGAACGAGGGGAUGAAAAACAGCAGAAAACAACAAUGAUUUGCUCUUGUAUUGAUUUCACACUGAUCUUUGUGUUUUUUAAGCUGAGUAUAUACAUUAUGUGUGUGCUUGUGUAUACUGAUAUAUAUUACUCCUGUUGGUUUUUCAUUCCAUUUUUAUAGUUCAUUUUAAUAAGUUGUUCACUCUAAAGGGGUCAAUAACAUUUAAGCUCCCAGUUGAUAUAUAUAUAUAUAUA
Molecule: messenger RNA, 5413 nt
Organism: Onychostoma macrolepis
Lineage: Eukaryota; Metazoa; Chordata; Actinopteri; Cypriniformes; Cyprinidae
Gene: znf512b
Product: zinc finger protein 512B
Exons: 17
Coding region: 2584-5055 (823 amino acids)
Molecular function (GO): zinc ion binding
Source: RefSeq, a predicted model, not a curated record